This is a messenger RNA of Cucumis melo (muskmelon), 2138 nucleotides long. RefSeq names its product ribosome biogenesis protein WDR12 homolog. Bases 485 to 1789 code for a protein of 434 amino acids. Gene Ontology annotation, biological process: ribosome biogenesis. NCBI's taxonomy places the organism in Eukaryota, Viridiplantae, Streptophyta, Magnoliopsida, Cucurbitales, Cucurbitaceae. The record is from RefSeq and is a predicted model, not a curated record. The transcript is spliced from 15 exons. Gene Ontology annotation, cellular component: preribosome, large subunit precursor. Gene Ontology annotation, molecular function: protein binding.
UAUUUUGGUCAUUCCAUACAAUUUCUCUACAAAUUUUCCAAACUGAAACCCAAAACCCAAAACCCAAAACCUCGCUUCUUACUCAGCCGCUAGACCGUCCGCCCAUCUUCAGCGCCGCCGCACGUUUCUGUCGACCGCCGCACCUCUGCUCGCACUGACCUAGACCACCGCUGUGACUUAGAUCAAUUCAGUUCUCCAUCUCCUCUUCGUUGUCGCGCCUCAGCUCGCCGCCAUUGUCGACCUCGCCUCACCUCGCCGCACCUUGCUGCCAUCGUCGCUGGGACUUUGUGCUAGGGACUUUGUGAUGCUAAUAUGUAUUUAGGGAUUUGGUUAUAAAAUGACGUAUCCUAGACGUAUCCAUAUACUAGUAUUUUCUAGUAGUCGAUGAAGUGCCUUAUCCUAUCGUAUCGGGAAUCUGUAUCUGUGUCCGUUCUUCCUAGGUUUUUGCACAAAGAUAUUGGAUUACUGAUUCGUAGAGAUAGCAAUGGAUAUUGAUGGGGAUUUUGAGGACACUUCUCGCCGAAUUCAAGUGCGGUUUAUCACCAAACUCAAGGCUCCUUUCAAAGUUCCAGCGAAUGCCAUUGCCAUUCCCUCUAACCUAACAAGACUGGGUCUUUCCACCGUUGUUAACAAUCUUCUUUCUGCUGGGAAUCCUGAGUGGGAAGAAGAACCAUUUGAUUUUCUAAUUGAUGGUGAGCUUGUCAGAAUGUCGCUGGAGAAGUUCCUUCUUGCCAAGGGCAUCUCAGCGGAAAAAACAUUGGAAAUUGAGUACUUUAAGGCGGUUGCCCCACGUAGGGAGGAAGAGCCUUCUGUUCAUGAUGAUUGGGUCAGUGCAGUUGAUGGGUCUUGUCCUGGGUUCAUUUUGACAGGUUGUUAUGAUGGCUUAGGAAGGGUGUGGGAGUCUGCGGGAUUGUGUACGCAUAUUCUUGAAGGUCACAGUGAUGCCAUAUCUUCUGUUUGUAUUGUGAACCCUGGAGAAGCAACUAAUGUCACUCUUGCCACUGCUUCAAAGGAUCGAACACUCAGGCUAUGGAAGUAUUCAAAAGACGAUCGAGUUAAAAACCCUACCAAAUUAAGGCCUUUCAAAAUAUUGAAAGGACAUAGAUUGUCUGUACAAAGUGUUGCAUCACAGAAAUCUGGACACCUGAUCUGCUCAGGUUCUUGGGAUCACACAAUCAAGUUAUGGCGAACGGAUGAGCAUCAGUCUGAAGGCGAUGUCUCCAUUAAGAAGAGAAAAAUGAAUAACAAGGCUGAAGAAUCUCAGUUAGAGGAGGACUCUGUUGCUACACUUGAUGGUCAUUCACAAUCUGUAUCGUCAGUUGCAUGGCCAAAGCAUGAAGAAAUUUAUUCAGUAUCGUGGGACCAUUCUGUUAGAAAAUGGGAUGUUGAGACGGGCAAUGUUUUGUUUAAUCAUGUAUGUGGUAAGGCACUCAACUGCCUCGACAUUGGAGGUGAAGGUUCCUCUCUCAUUGCUGCCGGUGGCUCGGACCCAACCAUUCGGAUAUGGGAUCCUCGUAAGCCAGGAACUUCAAGUCCUAUCUUUCAGUUCUCAUCUCAUACUUCCUGGGUUUCGGCUUGCAAGUGGCACGAAAAAUCUUGGUUCCAUUUGCUGUCUGCAUCAUAUGAUGGGAAAGUUAUGCUGUGGGAUCUAAGAACUGCGUGGCCUUUAGCUGUAAUCGACUCUCACAAAGAUAAGGUACUAUCUGCUGAUUGGUGGAAAGAUGACAGUGUUGUCAGUGGCGGGGCAGACUCUAAACUGCACAUUUCGUCGGGAAUUUAUGUUUCGUAAGUUAAAAGCUACAGCUAUGGUGAUUUUCGUGACUAUGAAAAGGCUCUUGGAUGCUUGCAACAGUCCCAAUCUUUGUUGCUUCUUAGUUUUGUACUUUCCAGUUAAUGAAAAGGCUCUUGGAUGCUUGCAACAGUCCCAAUCUUUGUUGCUUCUUAGUUUUGUACUUUCCAGUUAAUGAAAAGGCUCUUGGAUGCUUGCAACAGUCCCAAUCUUUGUUGCUUCUUAGUUUUGUACUUUCCAGUUAAUGAAAAGGCUCUUGGAUGCUUGCAACAGUCCCAAUCUUUGUUGCUUCUUAGUUUUGUACUUUCCAGUUAAUGAAAAGGCUCUUGGAUGCUUGCAACAGUCCCAA